Molecule: messenger RNA, 519 nt
Organism: Ostreococcus lucimarinus CCE9901
Lineage: Eukaryota; Viridiplantae; Chlorophyta; Mamiellophyceae; Mamiellales; Bathycoccaceae
Exons: 1
Coding region: 1-519 (172 amino acids)
Molecular function (GO): intramolecular lyase activity
Source: RefSeq, a predicted model, not a curated record
AUGGUGACGGAGCCGAGGACGGGGCUGAAGGUGCCGGCGGCGAUGACGCCGGGCGAUAAAGCGCUCGCGCUCGCGGGACGCGGCGCCCGCGUGAAACGCAUCGCAGGGUUGAGCGUAAAAGUGUACGCGUGCGGAUUUUAUGUUGACGUCGAUGGUGCGCGCGAUGGUGAUGCGGCGUCGUACGAACGCUUGGUGCGAUUGGUUUUCGCGCGAAACGUCGGCGGCGAUAAAAUCGUCGAGGCACUCGCGGAACGCAUACGACCGGCGAUGGACGCCGAUUCGCCGGCGUUGAGGGCGUUUGAGGCGAUUUUCGAUGGUGUGAGUUUUAAAAAGGGGACUUCGUUGGAUUUUCACGCCACGUUCGAGGGUGAGCUCGCGACGUUCAUCAAGGGUAAACGCGUGAGCGUCAUCGCCGACGCCUCGCUCUGUCGCGCGCUCUUCGACUGUUACGUCGGUAAAGAUCCGGUGAUUCCCGAGCUGAAAUCCACCGUCUGUGCAUUCGUCGAUGGCCUUAACUAA